Coregonus sp. 'balchen' is the source of this 2456-nucleotide messenger RNA. NCBI's taxonomy places the organism in Eukaryota, Metazoa, Chordata, Actinopteri, Salmoniformes, Salmonidae. The record is from the annotation of a GenBank genome assembly.
AUGUUGUGGGACAAUACAACUGUCCUGGGCAGUAUGAUUGAGUAUGUAUGUAAGGAUGGAUUUUACCAGGAGGGAGGAAAUGGUCUCUCAACUUGUUCAUCAUCAGGACAGUGGGGAAUUGUUUCAAUAAUAUGCAAAGGUACGGUAACAAUAUAUAAUUCUGAAGCAAACCCUAUUCUGCUGCAUGAUCAAUUGUCUGUGUGGGCAUACUGUAACAGUUACUCCCGUGAACUCAUUAUAUUGUGUCAAAGUGCUCACAUUCAAAUUGAUGUUGUAUGUCUUUCAUGAAUGUGUCCACCUAUGGAGAGAGAUGUUGUAGUAGAUGUGCUUUCAGCACUUACUAUUCUGUACCAGAAGGGGGUAAUGUUGUAUUGGGGAAUGGUUUGUAAAUUCAUGUUUAAUCAUGAUCACUAGUGUGUUGCAACAAAAUAAUCAAGACUAGUAUUUGUAUAUACUGUGCAAUGUGAUCUAAUCUUUUAUGGUAAUCAUCACAGGAGCUCCUUAGGAUAAUUCAAUUGAUCUGACUUCCACCUUGUUUUGACAGCUAAAUGUGGACCAGUCCCUUCUCUGGCCAACACAGAGGUGGUGUGGCAGAACAGAAGUGUUGUGUUCCAUCGCUGUCUGAAAGGAUUCCACAGCUGGAGAGGAAGAAAUACCUCUAUUUGUGACAUCACUGGGAAGUGGCAGGCUGCCACAAUGCGAUGCAGAGGUAUGCAUUUAUAACUCCGUAAACCAUAGUUCAGUUGAAAAACCUUUUAGUAUGUGGAAGGAAUUUGUGUUGAUCAGUGAUUCUUUUUUUUUUACACAUUGUUUCUCAUCUCUUGUCCCUACCAGAAAUCAAGCCUGCCAUCAGUGACUUGGUUGUCUUUAAUGAAAAAUGUUUGCGUUGGCAAGCAGACAAGUAUGAAGAAGACACAGAGAAUUACAGAGUAAGUUUACCUUAACAAGGACCUUAAAAUAUCAUAAUAUUGUUGAUUAGAAAAAGUGCUCUCUGAACUGCAUACACCUAUGCAUACACCUUGACCAUCAUUAUUUGAUCUGUCUACCUGUAUGUUACAGGUAGCAUUUGUGGGAUUCAGGGCCUAUCAAAGGUCAUUCCAUGACAAGAGGAAGAAGCUCCUCAGCUCCACUUCAGACCGCCCUGAGAUCUGCCUGAACCUGCUGCCUGUUACCAACUACACCAUCAGCAUCACUGCACUGUCUGCCAGGUUCACCUCCACACUCACAACAAACACCAGCCUACAAGGUACACUACAAACAACCUCAACUAACCAUGACAAUUUGAAGAUUAAAUAUUUGAAGAUAUUAUGAGAAACAUGGAGCAGAAUAUUGACUUUGACUUGGAUAUGAUAUCCAAUGUUAUUAAACGUGUCAAUGCCUUCUCAUCUUAUAGUGCCUCAAGCCCCAGAGAUUUUAUACAGAGAAGUUGAGGCUCCAUUGCCCACUCUAUGGCUACGCAGAUCAGCUAACACUCUGGACUCAAUUAGGUAAUUCAUAAUUUUACCUCCAACCCUCUCCCGUACUAAAUGCUGAUUUAGUAUCUUGAAAUUUACCAAGUGAGGUCUGCCACCCUUGUCUGGCUAUUACGACACAAACCCUUUUCUCUUUUGUUCCUGGGUUUACAGUUUCUACCAGGUAUUUGUGUUGCCACUGGAGGGGACUCUUGUGUUUGACUGCAGCUCUCCUAAGAACCCAGACUUCUCCAGUCAGAGAAAGCACCAUGGACAGUACAUCACUGCCCAGCUCCAUCUGAGGGAUAUAGGGAAAGAGAUGAACCUGACUGUGGGCGAUGGACGCUACUAUGGAGGCUUCUACAACGCUCCUUUACAGAACGGCAGAGACUAUUACAUCAUAUUACGAGCUGUCAGUCAAUGGGGAGGAGUAAGACUAACUGCUAUGCAUUGGAAAUAAAUGAUAUGUGGAGUUUAUUCAUAUAAAAGGAAGGACCGUUUUGAAGGUCAUCUUUAACAAAUUAUUAUUGAUAUUGAUUGUUGAUCUUAUAGAACUCCUGCAUUAAUAAUUAGUCAUUCUGUAUGUGCCAUUUGAACUAUUUUCUAGGCUUUCAAGCACUCUUGUGUUAUCUGGGCAAAAGUCAGAGGUAAGGGUUCCUUUUCUCAUAUUUAAAUCACUGUUGUGGUUUAAUCAGAUUGUUGUAUCGAUGAUGUAUGAUGUUUUCUCUCGUUUGGUAGAUAUAUCCUACGUAAUGAAGGUUUCAUCGCUUUUCGCUGGAGGAUCAAUUGGAGUCUUUGCUUUGGCCAUUUUUCUGGGAUACUGUUACACCUGGUAAGAUCUAUUCUAUCCUAGUGCGUAUGCCUAUAUAUUACAUUUAUGAUAUGUGCAAAUCAUUUUCAUGUAUAUUGAUUAAGUCUGACUUAACUUUCUGUAUCCCCUUUUCAGGUUUUGUAAGAAGGCAUGACAGUCAUCGUGACAACAUUUACCUGUAGUAUUGUAACUGU